Molecule: messenger RNA, 757 nt
Organism: Pelodiscus sinensis (Chinese soft-shelled turtle)
Lineage: Eukaryota; Metazoa; Chordata; Testudines; Trionychidae
Source: RefSeq, a predicted model, not a curated record
GCCCGCGCUCCCUUAACCCGCUGUCUCCCCCGCCGCAGCUCUACUACCAGGUGCUGAACUUCGGGAUGAUCGUCUCCUCCGCCCUGAUGAUCUGGAAGGGGCUCAUGGUGGUCACGGGCAGCGAGAGCCCCAUUGUGGUGGUGCUCAGCGGCAGCAUGGAACCUGCUUUUCACAGAGGAGAUCUCCUGUUCUUAACCAACCGAAUUGAAGAUCCUAUCAGGGUGGGAGAAAUUGUGGUCUUCAGGAUAGAAGGAAGGGAAAUUCCAAUAGUUCAUCGGGUCUUGAAAAUUCAUGAAAAGCAAAACGGAGACGUCAAGUUCUUGACGAAGGGUGACAAUAACGCUGUAGAUGACAGAGGGCUGUACAAGCAAGGUCAGCACUGGCUGGAGAAGAAGGAUGUGGUGGGCCGAGCAAGAGGGUUUGUGCCCUACAUUGGAAUUGUGACUAUUUUAAUGAACGAUUACCCCAAAUUUAAGUAUGCAGUCCUCUUUUUACUGGGCUUAUUUGUGCUGGUCCAUCGGGAGUAGUCUGCGUGCACUGAAGUUCCUAGCAAAGAUGCCACGCUUUUUGUAACCAAGCGUUUGGGUCUGAUGUGUGGUGCGAGAGGAGAACGUACAUUUCAGUGCUUACCAGUUUGGGUUCGUUUUGGUUUUUUUUUACUGUGUACGGAAGAAUGUCAAUCAGUGUUCCCAAUGGUUUGUCACACUUUAGCCUUUUUGUACAUCGGUGGGUUUUUAUAUUAAAAGUCUAAACCAAA